Messenger RNA from Zea mays, 3936 nucleotides. RefSeq lists its product as uncharacterized. Gene Ontology annotation, biological process: regulation of flower development. NCBI's taxonomy places the organism in Eukaryota, Viridiplantae, Streptophyta, Magnoliopsida, Poales, Poaceae. Gene Ontology annotation, molecular function: DNA-binding transcription factor activity; protein binding. Gene Ontology annotation, cellular component: nucleus. The coding region runs from base 2631 to 3635 and encodes 334 amino acids. The transcript is spliced from 3 exons. The record is from RefSeq and is marked validated.
GGUUUAAAAUGCUCAAGGUACUGGAAGAACCUAUGUGACUCUGUUUGUGCCCCUGUUUCUCAAUAUCUUCAGUUGACAAAUGUACUAAACUGGUGUUGCAUUGAUGAUGAGUACUCGGUUACAAAAUUGUGCUGCGACUGUUUUGUACUUUUUUUUCUCAAAGGCGCAGGAGGACUGCACAUCUUUAUAUAUUAGAGGGAAGAAAAGCACCCACAAAGGAAAAAAGUACAUAACACAAACACACACCCAAACCAACACACACACUCUUCUAAAGCACACACCAGGACAGGGAGACCAGCCACGUAGACCCCGACGGUUACAAAGCAAAAACACGGUCAGCCAACCUAAUGCUCCAUAACUGCUUGGCCCGAGCUAGAACCUAGCAAGCGAGAUCAUUAAAGAAGGAUCUCAGCACCUUCAUAAUGGAAGGGGACUCCUCAUGGAAGAUCACCCGGUUCCUAAGAAGCCAAAUGAAAGAUCACCCGGUUCCUAAGAAGCCAAAGGCACCAUGCCCUAAAGAUGAUAGCACUGUUGAAGCCCUUCUUUUGUCUUUAUGAAUCUGAUUGAUCACUCCUUCCCACCACUCUGCAAAGGAGGCCUCCAUAGAACUAGGAAUAAGAUGUCCUGGAUUAAAAGGGAAUAGAAUGACAUGCCAGAACUGACGUGCAAAAACACAUGUAGUUAGAAGAUGUUGAAUUGUCUCUACUAAGACAAAGUCUUGUCAUUUGGACCUUUUUGGAUCUUUAAUGAUUUGGUGGGAGAGAACAUAACUAACAAUGUUAUGGUUAAAAUCAAACUUGCUGUUGUUUGUUCUGGAGCGAAACCUAAACCUUUUUAAAAUAACAGCAGCUAGUAUGCACAAUAUGGUUACAGUUUCAGUUCGUGAGAUUCUUUAUGAUAGCCAUAAAAAUGCCUUUUCAAGCUGCACAAUCUACUCGCGGACUAUCCGCGCCUACAGGCGGACUGUCCGGCCGUGCUCAGUGCCACAAAUGAUGCUCAACAUAAUGCCUACCUGUUAACUCCGGAGUCUAAUUGAGACUCAGUUGCUCAAAGCUCUAAGAAGCCAAGAAAGGAGGGUUUGAGUUUUCUCCUGACAAGAGUAUCAGUAUCGAACUACAGUAUGUUUGUCUUAUACUCUCUUUUCCUUCUCCAUACUGUGCUUACUAGUCCUGUUGUGUUAGUAAGUAGAUCCUUUUUAUUAUUCUUUGGGAAGUCGGAUGGGGAGGCCCCUACCUGUUUUCAGUAGAAACAUAAAGAAAAUGUAGAAACACGUCUGAAUGCAUAAUUACAGGUUUUGGGUCUGCACCGAUAGUGAAAGAAAGGUUAAAAAUUUGUCAAAACAAAGGAAACUGCAGCCUCACAGAUGAGCAAACAAAUGAGCUUCAACUUCUGAGUUUAUCUUAGAACAUACAAAUUUGGCAAUGUAUGACAGGAUCAUGGAGUAAUAGCUACUGCAGCCUGUCAUGUUCAUUUUUGUGCCCAUCUCUUUAUCAAAUUUCUUCUUGUUUCUUUGUUUGCUCUCUGUUUCCAAAGACACACCAUUUGUUAUGCAGAUUUCUCUUCUCAAUUCCCCGGAGUUAUUCUGUCAUUUCUUUUUCUGAUUUCAUGCUAGCCAAAUGUUGCAAGUGGAUACUGUUGACAAUAUAGAUGCCAAUUACACAUUUGUUUCUUACCUCAUGACUAAUUUUAGUCUUGUCCUUUGUAAGUGGCUUCAUAGACAAACCCAAAACGCAAAUUCAGAGCUACAGUCCAAAAGAUAGGUUGCAUGUGCAGCAUAAGUCCCAAAAUGUAGUCACUUAUGUUUAGUGUGUUCUUUUUCCUUUUAGAAAAUAAAGAAUUGUUCUCAUGCUUUUGAAGAAGUGCUACAUCAUUCUCAUAGUUGGUUUCUUCGGGAAAUGAAAGCUAAGAUUUCUUAUUCAUUUCUUGCAGAGAAUCCAGUCCUAGUCGCGUUCGAUUAAGAAAAUGUUAUAUGCAUCGGUAAGGAAUGUUUGAUGCACCUGCUCUUGCAAAAGGUCCAUACAUGUAUAAACAUGUUCAGUAAGAUGUAUUUCUAUGCCUUCUUCAUUUCUUAUGCGGAGAUGUCUUUGUGCUUAUAUUAAUGCAUAUCUGGUUGGAGCAUAUUCCUAUCUGCAAGUCUGACACUUGUUCAUUUUCUUUCUUUCUUUCUUUCGUGUGAAAGGAUGCCUGUUCAUUCUUGAAAGGUGUUAGAUUCAGCAUUAACUUUAGCGUUUCAUCAAAGGCAGAUAUAAUUUGAACUUCUUUUGCCUUUUUUUCUAUGGUUUUGCUUAGAUAAAGACAACUUUUAUUAUGAGCUAUGUAUGUGCCUUGCCAGAAAUCUCCACAUAUGAAUAUUUUCAUAAGGCAUUCUGACCGUCAAAUAGGCGGAUAGAGUUUUAUUUACAUGUAGUAAACGAGCCAUGCAUAUCUUUGACAUGGUGGUUGCCAUCUUAGUGCAGUUAGCAUGUUGAGCUGGUAUAUUAGUAAUUUUCUUCAUUGUUAUUGGAGUGGCCCUACAAACCUUUUUGGUCUGUAUAGAACUAUGCACCAAAUCUUCUCUUUUUAUACCAACCAACCCUCCUUCACUUGCACUGACUCCACAAACACACCAGAGGGAUUCACGCCCAAAAGCCAUGUUCCAUCCUUCAUCCUCCUCGUCGCCACCCAACUACAGUGACCUCUCCAUGCACCACGCAGUGAGCUUCUCCUCUGCUGUGCCCACAGCUCCAACUGAGAUUCCUCGCGGGGGGUUCUUCCAUGGCAACGGUGGCUUGCUAGCACUUGCCAAUGUUGCUGCAUCAGCGCCGCCUCCCUACCCCUCCUCCCUGCCUUCCUACUACAUACAUGGGAACGUCAGCUCGCAUUUCCUCCCUCUUCGCCUCCAGUUGUCGUCUGAACAGCUCAGCAGUACUGCCACCUUGUCUUGCCCGUCUCCUUCAGCUUCGGCGUGCCAGUUGCCUCUUCCCCAUGUCCCUUCUUCCCCUUCCUCAUCCUCCGGUGACCUUUUCGAGUUCAGCGCUGGAGCCAUGCGGCGUGUCUUCAGUACUGGUGACCUCCAGCUUGAUACGAAGCAGGUGAUGAAUGUCGCGGCGUCUCCAUCACCGCCACCACUUUCAGUACACGGCCAAGAUGCCGGAGGGCCUCCUUUCACUCAGAAGGUUGGCCGUUACAGCGCUGAAGAACGCAGGGAGAAGAUCGAGCGUUACCGUACGAAGCGUAACCAGAGGAACUUCCACAAAAAGAUCACGUAUGCCUGCAGGAAGACGCUGGCGGACAGCAGGCCCAGGGUGCAGGGCCGCUUCGCGAGGAACGCCGAGACACAGGCCGAGGCGGUUGCAGGCCACGAGAGGGAGGCCGCCUCAGACAACAGCAGCUACGAGCACUGCCACCACAGCGACCUCACCACCGCCAACAGCUACGACGUCCAGUGCAGGGAAAGUGGCAAAACCACGACAUUGGACGACGGCAAGUGGUGGUGGGAAACGCCGGUGGCCGCUCCAGCUGCAGCCAAUGAGCACCAUCAGUAUCAGCAGCAGCAGCUGCAGCUGCAGCUUCUUGAUUUUGACAUGGACAUGGACAUGGACAUGGACGGCGAGGAUCUGUGGGCCAGCCUGGCUGACAUGUGCUCAGGAACCUGACCUGGGCCGUGCGAGGGGCGUCUCCUGAUUGGCGCUGUCUGGUGCGAGGAAGGCAGGCAGCGAGCACCAAGAGGCGGCUGGCUGCCGUUGCCGAGGCAGUGCGGUAGUCAGAGUGGCGUCGCUGACCUUCUUGUGCCGUAGUGCAUCCUAGUAGUAAUUUAUUGGUAGUAGUAAAAGAAAAAAAAAACAAGACACAGAGAUGGAAAACUCCGUCUCAUCUCAUGUAUAAGAACAGAUUGUUCCCUGGUGUUUCGUGUUAGUUACCCUACUUUGCAAUGCAAUCUUCCAUAAAGUUUGGCCA